UGUAAAUGUAAAAUAAGAAGAAAAUACUUUGCUUACAUGGAAAUGGUGCAAACAAAGAAUUUCAUACUUAUUAAUUAAGAUAAUUUUCAAAAGAAUUUAAUGAUUUAGAAUUUGUGACUUUAGAUGGACCAAUUCCAAUAUCAAGAAAUGUACAUGUUUCAUAAGUUGUAAUUCCACCAAAUUUUGCAAAAAUGAUUGAAAAUAAACCAUUAUAUACUUGGGGUAACUUUCUUAAGUUAGAUAACAAUAAUAUUGAUGCAAGUAUUUUAUGAUUUUAUAAUAACAUUAGUAUUUUAGGAAUCAAUAGAUUACGUAAUAAAAGUAUUAAAAGAAUAAGGUCCUUUUUAUGGAGUACUAGGAUUUUCUUAAGGCUCAGCUGUGGCUGUUAGAUUGGCUACAUUAUUAGUAGAAAAAAAAGUUGAUUUGGGUUAUGAAUUACAAUGCUUUAUUUUUUCAUCUGGAUCUAUGAUGACUUUAUCAGAGAGACGACUAUUUUUUUGCAAAAUGCCUUCAAUUCAUUUAAUUGGAAUUAAUGACUUUUUAUAUGAUAGGUAUAAAUAGAUAAAUAUUUAUAGAUCUUUAGGAUUAUCUUCACAAUUUUUAAAUCCAUUAGUUAUUAUUCAUGAUUAAGGGCACAAGAUUCCAUUUCUAAAUAGAUAAUAAAUUUAAUUACUAAAAUAAUUUUUUAAUAAAGAGAAAGAUAUUUGGUAACAAUAAAUUCAUGUUCCAAAAUUAUGA
Messenger RNA from Paramecium sonneborni, 738 nucleotides. NCBI's taxonomy places the organism in Eukaryota, Ciliophora, Oligohymenophorea, Peniculida, Parameciidae. The record is from the annotation of a GenBank genome assembly.